UUCUGCAUGACACCUCAUGUGGUGCUGUUGUCAUGUGUAUUACGUCUGCUCCAACUUAACUCAAAAAUGCAGCCUCAAAUAAUUCUCCUGAAGGAAGGAACAGACACAAGCCAGGGUAAAGGGCAGCUUGUGAGCAACAUCAAUGCUUGUUCUGUUGUUGUUGAUGCCAUCAGGACCACACUUGGUCCUAGGGGCAUGGACAAGCUCAUUGUCAAUGCUAAGAGUGAGGCCACCAUCAGUAAUGAUGGUGCCACAAUAUUGAAAGAGAUGAACAUCAUCCAUCCAGCAGCUAAAACACUUGUGGAUAUUGCCAAAUCACAAGAUUCUGAAGUAGGUGAUGGCACCACAACAGUUGUGCUGUUGGCUGGGGAGCUGCUGCGUCAGUGUAAGUCUUUCAUUGAAGACGGCGUCCACCCCCACGCCAUCAUUGCAGCCUUCAGACGUGCCACCGACGAAGCUAUUAAGCUCAUCAACUCCAUUGCUGUCAAGGUGAACAAGGACAACCCUGCGGAGCUGCGCUCCCUGCUGGAGCGAUGUGCCGCGACGUCCCUCAACAGUAAACUCAUCCAUCAACAGAAGGACAUGUUCUCCAAAAUGGUGGUUGAUGCUGUCAUGUCCCUGGACUCGUUACUCCCUUUGGACAUGAUUGGCAUCAAGAAGGUUGCUGGAGGUGCACUUGAGGAUUCUUUCCUGGUUGACGGCGUUGCCUUCCACAAGUCUUUCUCUUAUGCUGGGUUUGAGAUGCAACCCAAAAAGUACAAGAACCCCAAAAUUGCCAUGCUCAAUAUUGAGCUCGAGUUGAAGGCUGAGCGAGAUAAUGCCGAGAUUCGAGUCGACAAUGUCGAGGAGUACCAGCGCAUCGUGGAUACUGAGUGGAAGAUUCUUUAUGAUAAGCUAGAUCUCAUUCACAAAUCUGGGGCUAAAGUUGUGCUCUCAAAACUGCCUAUUGGUGAUGUUGCUACACAAUAUUUUGCUGACAGAGACAUGUUCUGUGCCGGCCGUGUAGAAAUGUCAGAUUUGAAGCGCACCAUGAAGGCCUGUGGUGGUGCCAUCAUGACUACAGCGCACGACCUCGAUGACAAGACACUCGGCACCUGUGAACAAUUUCUUGAGAAACAGGUCGGCAGCAACAGAUACAACUUGUUCACUGGAUGCCCGGGCGCAAAAACCUGCACGCUGGUGUUGCGUGGUGGGUCCUCUCAGUUCCUGGAGGAGACCGAGCGUUCCCUUCAUGACGCCAUCAUGAUCGUGCGCCGUGCCCUCAAGCAUGACUCGGUUGUUGCAGGGGGCGGUGCCAUCGAGCUGGAGAUCAGCAAGCACCUGCGUGACAUGAGCGUCAAGGAGGCAGGGCGUCAGCAGCUGUUCCUGGCCGCCUACGCCAAGGCCCUUGAGAUCAUCCCUAGGCAGCUGUGCGACAACGCCGGCUUCGACUCCACGAAUAUCCUCAACAAACUCCGGGCCAGGCAUGCGGACGCGGGUGGCCGGUGGUACGGCGUUGACAUCCUCAGCGAAGACGUGGCUGACAACAUGGCCGCCUGUGUGUGGGAGCCUGCGCUCGUCAAGCUCAACGCGUUGACGGCCGCGAGCGAGGCCGCUUGUCUCAUACUCUCGGUCGACGAGACGGUCAAGAGCUCACGAGCAGCGCAAGCCGAGUCUGCCCCCAUGAUGGGUAACCCCAUGAUGGGCGGUCACUAGGUUUAUUAGCCUCCCUACUUACCAAGAUGAGAUGUCGACUGCCUUUUCUGAAUUAAAAAUAAGAGAAAACUAUCUCACUACGGAAUUAUUAGGCACACCAUUUAAUUCCUCGAACUAGAAUUUUCAUGUGACUGAUCUUCCGUUUAGGUACUUUCAUUACUUUUUUACGUGUAAUUGCUACUAACCCUCAAAUUCAUUAAUAAUUUCUUUUCAAUGAUUGUCACGAUUAAUGUUUAUUUGGUUACGAAGCUCGUAGUAUGCACUAAUUCUCAUUAAAAGUUUAACAUAAU
Molecule: messenger RNA, 1985 nt
Organism: Hyalella azteca
Lineage: Eukaryota; Metazoa; Arthropoda; Malacostraca; Amphipoda; Hyalellidae
Gene: CCT7
Product: T-complex protein 1 subunit eta
Exons: 11
Coding region: 7-1695 (562 amino acids)
Biological process (GO): protein folding
Cellular component (GO): chaperonin-containing T-complex
Molecular function (GO): ATP hydrolysis activity; ATP-dependent protein folding chaperone; ATP binding
Source: RefSeq, a predicted model, not a curated record